Molecule: messenger RNA, 1536 nt
Organism: Penicilliopsis zonata CBS 506.65
Lineage: Eukaryota; Fungi; Ascomycota; Eurotiomycetes; Eurotiales; Aspergillaceae
Exons: 3
Coding region: 1-1536 (511 amino acids)
Biological process (GO): double-strand break repair via nonhomologous end joining
Cellular component (GO): nucleus; DNA ligase IV complex
Molecular function (GO): DNA end binding
Source: RefSeq, a predicted model, not a curated record
AUGAGUACACACGAAGCCUUACUGCCUAUUCUCGCCAUGUCUGGAGCAUGGAAGAGGCUCCGACUGACUGGCGAUGAGAAACUGCCGCGAUUGCUGGUUAGAUAUGUCUCCACGGCCAAAGGUUACGACAUCUAUGCCACGGACCUGGUCUACGUCUGGUCGGAACGGCUGGGUUUCAAGGAGAUUCUACAGCGAGCAGAGGAAGAAGAGACAACGAUUGAUCCCAAUGAAGACCCAGAGCAAUUUGAUGUUCUCCUGCAGAAGAUCGGAGAGGCAUUGGACGGGCGUUCAGGAAGCAGUGUGAGACUUGGUAAGGGGCUAGAAGGAGCAGACGCUCUGACUGCACACAUCUCGGUCAGGCUGCCUGCUCCAUUACAGCCGCUACAGUGGACUACUCAUCUGUCUAGGCAGCCCCCGGAGUCGACCGUAAACCAUCUGCUUCUCCCGCUGUUGAGGGAAGAAUCCGAUCGAGAGUCGCAGCAGCAAUUUCUUCUUGAUCAGAUCAAACACAAGGACUGGGCUCUUGGCAAGCUACUUGGCAAGAUCGAUUCCAUGGGAGUGGAUCUUGCCACUGUUUUCCCCAAUAUCGCAGGGUUGCGAGCUGUCCGGAAGGAUGGUGACGGCAAUACCCUAGCUCAUGCGGCUAAGUUUAUCAAGGGAGCUGCGCCAUUUGACGAGAAAAAAUGGCUGGAUGAGGCUGGAGCCCGAUCAUCGGAGGCCGAGUUGGCUACUACUCUACGGGCAGAGCUAUACAAUAGUGCAAAAGGGAUUGAAACAUCGGUGUCUGUACCGGAUAGGUGGUGGGAAAGUCUGACCACAGAAAGCUUAGCCCCCCCAGCCCUUCCAGCGGUUCAGUCUCCGACAAUCCAGCAUCAGCAGAAGCGCUUUGACCAGGCUGAAGAGGAAACGGCCAGUGAAUCAGAAAAUGAGACCGGUGAAUUUGAGCGACAAGAAAUGCCACCAGAAUCGAAACAAAGGGAGGGCAUCGAAGAGGAUGCCCCCAAGCCACAACGCAAGAUUGGCGUUAUUGGCGGCAAAAAACCGGUUCAAAGCGUUUCUGCCAAGCCGUCCCCUCAAGAGGAGAUGGAUAAAGAGACCGAAUCCGAAUCCGACCAGGGACAGGCGAAGAAGGUUCCCACAGGUACCUCUCCUGCAGCAGCGCCAAAAGCCCGCGUUCUGGGCGCCAUUGGUGGCAAGACAAGGACAAGGACCAUCAAGAAGCCAUCACCUCUAGAUACACCGGAGACCGCACCAGAACACACUGCCGUACCAGCGCAAGCAGAGAGAAAGGCGGAGAAGAGCACGGGGAAGAAACUAGGUGUCAUCGGUGGGAAGAAGCAGGCUCCGUCGGAUUUCACAGCGCAAGACCAUCAUCAACCAGUCACAUCGAAGCAGGAAACCGCAGUACAAGAACCUGCAGUACCAGAAGAGACGGAGGAGACGGAGGAAGCCAGGGCAGAAAGAAGACGCGAAGAGCUUAAGCGACGACUCGAAGCGAAGAGCAAAGCACCGACGAAGAAGAAGCGAAGAUUCUAG